CCGAGAUUAAGAACCCUCGUCCAACUGACAUUGGCAUAUUUAUCGCAUAAAAAUUGAGUUGCAGUGAAAUAAUGUCGAUCCAAAGGCGUUUCAUGUCGUCCUGGAAAGAGUGGGCCUACAAACUGUCCGGUUUCAACAAGUACGGCCUAUGGAGGGACGAUUUACUAAACGAAACUAUGGACGUGGAUGUGGCGCAGGCGCUCAAACGUUUGCCGCCGAACGUUCUGGAAGAGAGGAACUUCAGGAUUUUACGAGCGGUCCAGCUGUCCAUAAGGAAGGAGGUGUUGCCCAAGGAGUCCUGGACCAAGCUGGAGGAGGACAAGUUGUAUUUGACCCCCAUGGUGGAGCAAUGCGCCAAAGAGAGAAAGGAGCAAGAGGAAUGGAAUCGGGAUAAUUAAGUGUCAUGUGUUAGUGUAAUUGUAAUAAAUACUUCCUUUUUA
This is a messenger RNA of Anthonomus grandis grandis, 440 nucleotides long. Its product is annotated as cytochrome b-c1 complex subunit 7-like. The transcript has 2 exons. NCBI's taxonomy places the organism in Eukaryota, Metazoa, Arthropoda, Insecta, Coleoptera, Curculionidae. Gene Ontology annotation, biological process: mitochondrial electron transport, ubiquinol to cytochrome c. The coding region runs from base 72 to 398 and encodes 108 amino acids. The record is from RefSeq and is a predicted model, not a curated record.